Chlamydomonas reinhardtii is the source of this 2510-nucleotide messenger RNA. RefSeq lists its product as uncharacterized. Bases 201 to 1895 code for a protein of 564 amino acids. NCBI's taxonomy places the organism in Eukaryota, Viridiplantae, Chlorophyta, Chlorophyceae, Chlamydomonadales, Chlamydomonadaceae. The transcript is spliced from 3 exons. The record is from RefSeq and is a predicted model, not a curated record.
GGUUAUCAAAGUGCGACUUCCCGAGCGACUUCCUAAACUUUUGCUCAGCAGCUGGUCUGACUACUUAUGCUUAUGCACAAUUAUUUGAGGCAUUUGAUGACCUGUAUACGUAUGAAACAAGCGAUAGGUAGAAACUUGGCUGUCCCUUGCUGCGAGCUGAAAUGAGCUUGACUUGCGCUCAAACAUAGGCAGGCGGCAGAAUGAAGUACAGCAACAGUGACACACGUAGAUGCAUCCAAUCUACCAGCGGGGGCUUGAUCCUGGCGCUGGUGUUUCUUGUUGCAUCGCCAUCAACGUGGGCGCAGCAGAGCGCGGAUGCAGCGGCCCAGGCGUCAUCAGGGCGCAACGGGACACUAGACUUUGACGUUAUCUUGUGGCGUCGGCUACUGGUCAAUCGGACCGCCAGCAACGGCACGGAUGACAUUGGCGAGGUCAGCCUUCCCAGCAUCGUCGCCACCAUGGAGUUCCUCCUGGCGGCACCGCUGCAGCUGAACGCCAGCCUGAACCGCGUGCCCGAGGUGGAGGUGGAGGCGUUCUGGGACAUCGUGGUGUCGGCGCGGGCGCUGGCGGAGGAGAACGAGCGGCCGGUGGCGGGGGCGCGCGUAGACCUGGUUGCAGCGGUGGACGCCCUCACUGCCAAGGUGACGGCGCUGCCCACGCACCUCUGCUGGCCGGUGCUGCGCCGGGUCAUCCUGGCAGCGCUGGUGCAGCGCCGCCUCUCCUACGGCGCCUUCAGCCCCGCGGCCAGCGCCGCCGUGGGCCGGCUGGCGGUGCAGCUGUUCCGGCUGCACCGCACGGGCGCGGCGCGCAAGGGCGUCAUAGACUUCUUCCACGUGUCAAAGGCCGGCGGUACCAGCUUCUGCCAGAUGGCCAAGCUGAACGGCUGCCGCACCGAGUCCUUCGGCGCGCGGCGCAACUGCCUCAUCCGCGACUUCGACGACGUGCCCCGCUGGGUGAACAACUCCUUGCACACCUCGCUGGCGCCGACCGGGCUGCGCACGCCCUGGUUCGCCAACUGGGGCAAUAAGUUGCGGCGCGACAUGUCCUGCAAUCUGCGCAAGCGCUUCAUGCUGCGGCGGCGCUUCAACAUCGCCGCCAACGAGUUCACGCUGUACGGUGCGCAGGCCACGCCGCGCAACGUGCACACCUGCCCCGGCAACCUAAACGUGCUGCAGCUGCGGCACCCCUACACGCGGCUGCGCAGCCACAUCAUGUGGGUAUGGGCGCUGUACGACCACCACUUCAAGGAGCAGGCGGCGGCGUUCUUCCCCAGCCGCGGCGCCGCGCACUGGGCCGAGCUGCUGCCGGCCGCCACACACAACUACUACAUCCGCAGCCUGCUGGGAGAGCAGGUGUACUACCUGUCACCCGAGGAGCUGAACGGCACGCACCUGGCCACCGCGCGGCUGGCGCUGCUGCAGUUCGACGUGCUGUUGCUCCUGGAGGAGCCCGACAUGAACGCGCUGCUUUUUGAGAUGGCGGUGGGCUGGUCGCUGGGAUUUGGGGAGGUGCACGCGCGCACCAGCAGCCAGCUGCACGAGGUGGGUGCGCGGGGCCUGCCGGGCGCCGAGGACUGGGCGGCGCUGCAGCAGGCCAACCAGCUGGACAUGCAGCUCUACCGCUUCGGCGCACUGCUGGCGCUGCUGGACUCGGUGGUGUUCGACAUAGCGCGGGAGGCGGGGCUAGGCGCCGGGUACACGGCUCUGGGGCGGGCGGGCGGGGCGGCGGGUGGCGGCGGCGGCGGCAGUGGGCUCCAGGCGAGCGACCAGGCGCACCCCGGGGACGACGAGAACUGGGAGGUGGUGGGUGGAGCCAACGUCACGCAGCGCAGUUGCGGGUUCGUGUCGGAGUACGAGACGGAUCGCGUGGUGCCGGCGCACAUCGUGAUCCGGUAGCCAGCCACCGGUGGGGUGAGGGGGGGGGGGUCGUGAGGGCUUGGGGUGGGGUGGAGGCUAGGCGUGCGGGGUGGUGGGCGAGAGCGCACGUGUGCGAGCACUGGGGCAGAGGUAUGCCUGGUUGUAGAUGAGCUAGGCUCAGCAGGAAGACACAUGCAUGCCGUGCUGUGCAGCGCGCGAUGUAAGCCGCGCAUGAAGAAAAGUGAUGCGGUGUCCUUGCGAUAUGGGAUGGGCGAGACAGGACAGUUUGCAUGUCCAUAGCUGUGGCCGCACGAUUGGCGAGGAUGUUGACUGGCGAGCGCGAAGUAGGGAAGCGCAGAAAAGUGCGCCGCAGUGCGCCAAGUAGCGGGCGGGCGGGGCAACAGCCCUUGAGGAGGAUUGGCUGUCUAUUCAUGUUACACUGAGCCUGAACUGGAGACUGUACGAGGUGUGACACCGUGUGCUGAUGGCCACCCGCAAAUGUGAAAGAGAUGCGCAAGGACCUUUCCGCAUUAUUGUAUGUCACAUGCCAACACGUACUGUACUACAGUACGACAAGACCUGACGUGCGCUUGAACCGGUGUGAAGCGCUGCACACCACUAUCAUGAGUUGCGCGGAGUAUUAUCAUAGCCUCA